Molecule: messenger RNA, 1590 nt
Organism: Entrophospora candida
Lineage: Eukaryota; Fungi; Glomeromycota; Glomeromycetes; Entrophosporales; Entrophosporaceae
Source: the annotation of a GenBank genome assembly
AUGGAACGUAAAAGGCUUCGCAAUACAAAUCUUUUGGGCGAUGAAGAGGAACAAGCAGCUACCGAUGAGCCAGAAAUCAAAAAAUUCAAGAGUACUAGUACAAGUGUUCCAAGCUUCCUUCCUGCACCUUCUGAAUCUAACCCUACACAAAAUGUUACUCCAAACUCCGAUCAAAUAAGAGCAAUGAUUGCACAAAAAAAGGCACACUUGGAGGCAUUGCCUUCAACUACUGUAACAGGGAAAUCAGAUGAUUCAGCAAAAGCUAAAGGUGGUCUUAAAGUCGAAGCACAUCCAGCUCUUCUUUUAGAUCAAAGUGGAAAAUUGGAUUUAAAACAAGCAUCAACAUUAAUUCCAAAACCAAACUUUGCUACUGUCAAGGCAAAUCAACGUUUAGUUCCUGCAACAGUAAAACAAGAACCAAAAACUUUAAAAAACUCGGAAGACAUUAAUGACAUUACUCAAAAUCCUUAUUAUGACCCAAGAGCUGGUAACAUUGCACCACAAAGGCUUAACCGUAAAAGAUUUAAAUUUAUACCAAAGGAAAAAUUGAAAGAAGAGAUUGCUGAAAGUGUAAAGAAAGCUGGCAUGGAGGCAGAAUUAGAUUCUUCCGAUAAGGCAAUCAAGAGGGAUCCUCCACCUGCACUAGAAUGGUGGGAUGUACCUUUAUUACCAAAUAAAACAUAUGACGAUCUUGAUGUUGGCUUGACCAAGAUUGAAAGUGAAGAUACACUUGUAACACUAUAUGUUCAACAUCCAAUUCCUAUUAAACCACCAGGUGAUAAUAGUUUACCUCCGCCCAAACCAUUAAUUUUAACUAAGAGAGAACAAAAGAAAUUACGUAAACAGAAGAGACUAGAAUUACAAAAAGAAAAACAAGAUAAAAUACGUUUAGGUUUAUUGCCUCCGGAUCAAGCUAAAGUUAAAUUAAGUAACUUAAUGAGAGUUCUUACAAACGACGCCAUACAAGAUCCAACUAAAGUAGAGGCCCAAGUUCGUAAAGAAAUGCAAAAAAGACAGGAAACUCAUUUAAAGGCUAAUGAAGAACGAAAAUUGACUGAUGAGCAGAAAAAAGAAAAAAAAGUAAAGAAAUUAGAAGAGGAUGCCAAGAAAGCUAUUAUAGUCUGCGUUUACAAAGUUAAUGACCUUUCACAUCCUAAAAUGAAAUUCAAAGUUGACAUGAAUGCACAACAACUUGGGCUUACCGGUACAGUAAUCAUCAACCCGAAUUUUAGUGUUAUCAUCGUGGAAGGUGGACCAAAAUCAAUAAAAUAUUAUAAAAAAUUAAUGUUACGACGAAUUGAUUGGCAAGAUACAACUAGAUUGGGAGAAGGAAGUAAUAGUGGUGUUGGUGGUAUUGGUGAUCUUCAAGAAUCUGAUGAACUGAUGAUAACCAAAGAACCAAAAGAGAACAAGUGUUCAUUAAUAUGGGAAGGUGAAGUUAAAGAACGCGGGUUUAAAGGAUUUUGGUUCAAGACUUCUCCAACAGAUAAUAUGGCUAGAGAAUACUUGAAAAAACAUAAAGCUGAACAUUAUUGGGAUUUGGCAAGCAAAUUUACUGAUGAAUUGGGUGAAUUGACUACUUUAGUAUAA